UUUAAUUAGUCAUUAAGUGAGAAGGGUUGGCUCUCUCUUGGAACUAGUGGCAUAAUAUUGGAUCAUGAAUUUUAAUGACAUGUCCGCCGAGGAAUAAUAAGUACCGCAAAUGCACAUAAUUGGUGGUUUGUCUGUGGGGAGGCUAAUUGGGAGCUUGUCCUGGUUCGGUUCCCUCCAAGGUUUUCGCUUAAUAGGGUGGCAGGAUUAAGUGUAUUAAGUAACAUUGCAGAAUGUUUAAUAUUUAGUUAUUAUAACGUUUGAAACUAAUAUCCUUACUAAAAAUUCGGUUAGGAGAUUAAACUUUACGAGCUAUUUUAAAUGACAAGUAGUUUUUAGAAUGUCAUCUAUCUUCACUUUGUGAUUUUGACAGCCGAUGGCAUUUAUUUGCUCUGUUGUAUACGUACAUACAUGCCACAAAUUGUAAUUAACUCGAUAUCGUAGAAAGAUGAAUACAUUUUCAAGAUCAGAGUGUUCCUAGAAAUUCAAUUAAUUUGCAGGAUGUAGACGACAAGCUUAUGAAUUCUUCUAAACUUGUUCGAUGUGUAAAGUCAGUGUUUGCUUAUGUAACACAUGCAGGAUUUAAAAUACUGUGUAUUUACACUAGAACAAAAAGUACUUACGUAUAUCCAACUCUGUGGAUCAUUAAACUGUCAAAAAACAAUGAAAAAAAUAUUCUAUUUCCGGAUCAUUUCCCACGUAAACUUGAAAAGAAUGGUUGAAUUGUUGGGAUAAUGACAAUAAUGAUACAGUCAGCUCAAUAUUACGGUCACUCGGCCAAUUCAAAGGCACAGUACAAAAUGGACUUGAUUGAAAAUGUGUCGCACCAUAAUAUUUGUAAUCCUCUGCUUAAACCCGAUUUUCGGGGAAUAUUCCUCGGUUGGGAGAAUCCUGACAAAACCUGUCGUGUCGAGAGGCAUCCUAAAUGACAUCCACUUUCGUCUAUUCCCUUUCAAAAGCCAUCCAAGCACGUACCAAGAACUAACCGAUCCAAAAUCUAUCCAAGCGUCCAAAUUCAUAUCAAACGCUACAAAAACUGUAAUCAUCAUCCACGGCUUUUGGCCAAAUUUGACACGUUUCACUCCGUUGGAAAUUAAGACGGCUUACCUUAAUAACCCUGACCACGCCAACGGGGAGACCCAGCCAUCAAUGAACAUCAUCUACCUGGACUGGUCAGUCUUAUCCACCCCGACGACCUCCUCACGUAUCCUCUCAUCUUAUCCAGUCAUCGUGUUUUACUUCAUCCCACUCGUAUCGUGGAAACUCGCCAUUUUUCUGCAGCUGUUAAAAAACAUGGGUUACGUUACUUCUGGCAAGAUCCAUUUGAUUGGCUAUAGCUUAGGCUCCCACGUCGCUGGUUUGACUGGUCAGAUAUUCCAGAGUUGGAAUAAUGGUUCAAAAAUCGGAAGAAUUACCGGGCUGGACCCCGCAUUACCCUUGUUUAGAAAUAUGUUCAGUCACGAGUGGUUUACGUGGAGAUUAGGCAGAGGAGACGCCGACUUUGUAGAUGUCUACCACACGGCGAUGCGAAUGAAGGGCCUGGGACAGAAAAAAAGUGGAGAUGGACAUGCAGAUUUUUAUGUGAAUCGUGGGACGAGUCCACAGCCUGGCUGUCUCCUGAUGGACUUGAGAAUCCCAGUAAUUUGCAGCCACCUAUUUGCUGUUCAAUUUUUCGUACAAAGUAUCAAAAGGGACUUUUUGGCUUGCAAAUGUAAUUCCGUGGUGGAUUUGCCCAUGAUCGGUGUGGUUUGCCUGGGUGGGUGCAGGAGCAUGCAGUUGGCUGGAGAAGGUUGCAGUGAAAACACGCAAGGACAAUACUACUUCAAAACGGGCCCCCUAAUGACCGGUACUGACAUCCUUUAGCAGAGAACUACUUAAACAUGUCUAACCUUGAAAUGUUCAUUGCGUAAAAAUGGCAAAAUAAAAAACUAUACGCCUUCA
Messenger RNA from Folsomia candida, 1938 nucleotides. RefSeq names its product phospholipase A1-like. Lineage: Eukaryota; Metazoa; Arthropoda; Collembola; Entomobryomorpha; Isotomidae. The transcript is spliced from 6 exons. The record is from RefSeq and is a predicted model, not a curated record. The coding region runs from base 814 to 1860 and encodes 348 amino acids. Gene Ontology annotation, molecular function: lipase activity.